AAACGUGGACCAGUUGUCACGGCGGAGUGCUCCCACGCCUUCCACUUUCCCUGUAUAAUUGCCCACGUGAUGAGCCACGCCAGCCUUGCUUGCCCCAUCUGCUUCGCCUCCUGGUGCCACGCGCCCUUCCUCUUCGUGCUCCGUCGUCGAGAAGACGAUACACCAGUUGUCGACAAAGGCGGGGAACAACAGCUAGGGGUGAACAGAGUGGCUGUCAUCGCUGUCGUUGCUAUUGCUGCUGAGGCGGCCCUGCUCUCGGAAGAGCAGAGGCACCGAAGCUACAAGGUGGCUCUCAAGGUGAAAGAGCCAUCGAUAGGAUCCUUCGCCCCUCUCUGUGCCCCGAUUGAUUUGAUGACAGGGGAGAAGCUCCGGAUGUUGAAGCGUGCAAUGCGGCUAGUGGUUUCCUCUUUGGGCCUGGGGGAUCGGCUCUCCAUUGUGGCCUGUUCGGCUGCCACAAGUGCUAAGAGGCUCCUCCCUCUACGACAGAUGUCGAGGCAAGGCCAUCGCACCGUUCGCCAGAUCGUGGAAAGGUUCGUUUUGAAGGAAAUUGAUUAGACAGCCGGUCCACGUUUUCAAAUCCAUCUAUUUUCAUUUUUUUAAACUUAAAUUAUAUGUGUCAUUAUAUUAAUAAUUUAUUAUGAGUCAACAUGCCACGUAAGCAUACUCUAACGUAUGUUAACUCAAACUUGAGGGGAA
Molecule: messenger RNA, 696 nt
Organism: Musa acuminata AAA Group (dessert banana)
Lineage: Eukaryota; Viridiplantae; Streptophyta; Magnoliopsida; Zingiberales; Musaceae
Product: E3 ubiquitin-protein ligase WAV3-like
Exons: 3
Molecular function (GO): metal ion binding
Source: RefSeq, a predicted model, not a curated record